CUGUAAUGAGUCAGGAGUAAUUUUGCGUUUUAUAUCAAGUCUAAGCUUUAAGCUUGAACAUGAUGAAGUGCCUAAAAGUGGAAGAGUAUCUCAAGUGGACGGCCUCUUCCCGAGAAACGGACGUUCUGCGCGCAGAUCUCGAGGACUAUGUCAAGAGAGGUUUGAGACCAGAUGGCAGAACACUGUGUGACAGAGUAAUAAGAGCCUGCAACCAACAGCUGGGGAUGGGGACAGUGGACAGCAAACAUCUUGCAAAACUUGUGUCACUUGUCCAGCUCGCCCUCCGUGGUUAUGAGAGUGUAGAGGAGCCGGGGUUGCAGAGCAGCCCUUUAUACAUGGAGAAGAUUCUUUUCCACAUAAUGAAAAAGCUGGUCAGUCAGGGAACACCCCAGCAUAGUCAGCUGCUUGGAAGCCUGUUGUACAAAAGACUGGCUGUUUCCAAAAGAUCAGCUUUCUCCACUGAAAUGGAAGACUUUUGUGUACUGGUCCGAAGCUGCUUUGUGGUUUUGUGGAACGGGGUAACAGGAACACAGCCUAAUCCUGUCAUUCUCCCCCGGGAAAGACUCCAGCGUCACAUUCAAGCUCUGAGUUUUCUCUUGCUGUUGGAAGGGUUGUCUGAUACGUCACCGUUUUCUUCUAAAGUUGCUGUGUAUACUGAAGAUGCCCUGAUUGAAUUUGUGAAAAGCUGUGGGACUUUGUCAGAGAAUGAUGCUUCAUAUCUGCUCCAAGAAAUCAAACACUAUCUCAUCCCAACACAAAAACCUGGGAAGAACCCCGCACCUGAGAAGUGGUUUGCUGUGUGUGAGGUGCUGGUGCAUACUUGCAGACUUCUGUUCAAGGCAAAUCACUGGGUCCAUGCACUUGACCUUGUUACAGGAGUCAGAGAAUGGCUGAGAGAUUCUUCCUGCCUAGAUGCAUUUCUGGAACUUGCCCAACAGGCUGUCGAGAUCCACCGCUUUCACCAGUCUGAAGAGGAGAAUUCUAAGGCUUUGACUGACUGUGCCCGCAUUGUCCGUGGCCUCCCCUCUUUGGGUGAUCAGGAAUGUCAUGUCAUCUUACAAGUCUGCCAGCUUAUUGUUUCAGCACUUGAGAUGAAUCAGAACAAGGGACACGAUGGGAAGUAUCUCCUGACUUGGUUCUCAUUCCUGGAAGAAUACCAAGAGCUCAUUAGCAGGCACCUUUGCAAGGUUACAGCGCUGCCUGCCGAUAAGAAGCGCAUGUUUCAACAGCAAUUGUUCUGCACAAUGUGCCAAGGAUUCACAAGUGCUUAUGACAGCAUGGUAGCUUUUCAGUUGGAGGAUGGUGAGACCCUUGAAAGGGUGCUGUUGUACUGCAAGGCCACAGCUGCUGAGAUGAUGAACAAAUUGCAAAACCUGGCUUCUGACAGUUUCUUCAAUAAAGCUGCCUCUGCAGUGAAUAGCAUGGCUUGUGCGCUUUACAACCGCAGAAUGUAUGACCAGGCCUUUGCCAUCGUGGAGACUCUGUGCCGUGAGCUCAUGAAGAACAAUCACCCCUCGCUUUCUGUGGAAAAGUUGAAUCGAGCUUUCCUGCUAGCAGUCCAGAGCUCAAGAAAACGUGGUCAAUUGGACUGUGCUCUAGACUGGGUGGUGUACUGGCUGCAGGCCCUGGGUGACCAGAUCAUGACCCACAUGGCAGAGCCAAUCACUUUGUGGGUUAAAACCAAAGCAGAUGCUGCCAGAGGAGGGGAGGAAGACAUGCGACUUAGGACACUUCGUGAUGGCUUUGGUGCUAAUGUCCCAGAGGAAGGAGUGAUGCUCUCCCUCUUGGAAGAGGAACUCAGAGCCUAUAGGGAGGUUGCAGGUGACACUGCUCAGGAGCGCUACAAUGUACUGUGUGACUUGCUGGACAUCUGCCAUGAAGGCAGCAUGCAUACACACCGAAGAGCAGUCUACCUGUAUGAGAUGGCCCAGGUGGUCUGCUUCCAGGACUUCAGUGAGCAGACUGACUGUUCUGCUGUAGAUUUCACUGUUGAGUCUUUACGGCUGCUGAAUGAGGAGCAAGAAACUGCUGAGAACACUGACCAGCUCAUGGAUGACAAAGCCCAGGCCUCCCUCUGGCUCUACAUUUGUACACUGGAGAAGAACCUCCAAGAUGCUAUGGAUUUUGACAGGAAGCGAUCCAAGGCACAGGAGCAAAGACUCAGCUUGGAGCCUGUAGGAACCAAUGACUUGGACUAUGAAGACAAACAGAAGCAGCAGGAUAGCCAGCUGGUCUAUGAAGGACUAUGCUUCAACUUGACUGCUGAGAGAAAGUGUUCUGAGCCUCUUGACAAGGCCCUGGAGCUGUGGAGAAACCUGCUAGCCAAGGACACAGUCCCUGUUAUACGAACACCCAAGCAGACAGUCUCUUCCAUUGUUCUUAUGGCUGCACUAUACAAACUCAUGGGCAAGCCUCUGCGUGCUUUGGAGAGCCACCAGUUGGCUGUGGGCUUUUCGCAUAAACUUAGUGAUGCUAUUAGCUGUGCCAGCUCCAUGUGCUACUCUGCUAGGCUGCUCCUGGAGAUGGGCACCCCUGAACUGGCACAGCUGCAGCUAGAACAGGCAGAGAAGUUGCUGCCUCCUGUUGACUCCAGUUCUGAGGGCAUCUCGCCCCUCCACGUGUUCGCCACCCUUGUAAGAGCUGAGCUCUGCUACAGGACCAACCAGGUGGAGAAAGGGGUUUCCCAUCUGUGUCAGGUAUUGAAGGAGGUGGGAGAACAGAGGCACUCUAAGAGCUGGUAUCUGUUGCGAGCCAGGGCUCUUCAGACAGCUAGCGCCUACCUUGGCCUUGAUGUCACUUCUCUGCCAAGCAACUUGCGACAAAGAAUUACCGAAUAUGGACUGAAGACCCCUGACACAACACUAUAUGAUAGUUUGAAGUUGCUGUGUAGCCUGGUGGUGACCUUGGUGGGAAAUGGUCUCUAUGGAACUAAUGUCGGAGUGGACACACGCUUUGUUGACCAAGGAGACAAUGUCUUACUGAAGUGGCAGUUACUGGCUGAAGUCUUGAGUUGUUCCUUUCGGAUGGUGGCAGUGAGGAGACUUAGUGGGGCAGUACAUGAAGCCAAGGUGCAGUGCCUGGAAGCCUUAAAGCUCACCACGAAACUGCAAACGCUUAGCCAAUGUGCGGAAUUCUUGGUGAUGAAGGCAGAGUUGGAGCUACAGAAAGGGGAGAGUACACCGAGUGGCAUGGACCUUGAGCAAGUUAAGGACCUUCUUGACCUUUGUACUGAUUUUACUAGCAAAACUAAGAAGAUGGAAGUCAAAAUCAAACCACGGAAGGGGAGACCAGCUAAAAAACCAGCAUGUCCUGCACCAGUGGAUGAUGACUGCAGUGACCUUCUGAAGACCAGGUCUUUCUUUCAGCAACCAGUGGCAGCUGUUGAUGAGUGGGCUCAGAGUGCCUCUCCUAAGCUCCGGUCCAAGGACAUGGGUUGGCUUGUCUCUUUGGGACACAAGGCAGACUGCUGCUGCCUGUGCUGUUCAGACCCUGGGUUGGGACGUGUCUGUGUUCGCUGGGCUGCAGCCCAGGCAGAGCUGGCUCUUCAUUUACACCAAGGUGUAGGAGCAGUACAGAGCCAGAAGCUCUUCCUUACUGCUCUUUCACAUUGCAGGAGUGUGACUGCAAAGCUUUCUGCCGAACUAUUCCGCCUGAUGCCUGCAAAGGACAAGCCUUACCCAUCCUUCCUCGAUGAUCUUAUGGGGAGAAUCUACUUACGCAUGUCCCUUUCUAGUCUUGAGUUGCCAUUACAGAAGUCUGCCAGUGUAUGGGAGCUCCUAGACUCAGGCUUUGCCUUUGUAGCUUCAAGAAGCUCCCCUGAGCUGGAGUCCAUCCGGGUGAGCCUGCAGGCAACCAAAGCCCUUGCUUACAUUAUUACAUUGGCAGCCCAGAAUAAAUGCAGACCAGAAGAGCUCUUCUCUGCUAUGUGGACAUGGAAUCCCAUGGUCAAGGCUCAUCAGAAAGCUAAAGUUUUGUGGUCUAACACAAAAGCCAAGGAUCCUGUUACCUCUUCAAAAGCAAAAGAGGUCAAGAAAGUCAAGGACCCUGGGGUUUCCAUAACAUGUCAAGAGACAAAGAUGCCCAAAGAUAUGACAGUGCAUUUGACAACACCCAAGGUUAAGAUGGCAUUUCCUUCAUCCAAAAACAGGUCUUUGUCCUGCAAAACCCCACAUGUAACCAAAAUGUCAAAAUCAAAGUCUGCAACACGAGGACAGUCAUGUGCUUUUGACUUUGACAAUGAAGUACCCCAAAUUGCUGUAAGGCCACACACUCCCCCAGUACCAUGCACACCUGUUCAAAAAGUGAAGACAGUACCUCCUGGAAGGCAAGGUGCAAUGAAGCCUGCCCCAAAGUUGCAGUUCCAGGUGUACAAUGAAUCUUCUCCUCCAGAGGCCCAUCUAGCACCAGUACCUGCUGCUCCCAGACGAAGCACAAGGUCUCGCUUUAAGGUGGAAUUCAGUGAUGAGAGUGAUGUGGAGACCUCUACUCUAGCAGUAAAUGCUGACAAGCAAAAAGCCAGCAAGUUGCGUGCAUCUUCCAAAGUGGCUACCACGUCCAAACCCAAGGUGCAACCACCAACUGAUAAGAGGGCCGUGAAAGGACGGGGAAAAGCAAAAAAAAGCACUGUCCUCCCUGCCCACAACAUAUCUUCUGAGGAAGAGCUAGUCCCCUGUGCCCCACGGAAGGGCAGGUGUAAGAAACAGAGUGACAUUGCUGCUAGUGCUGCAGAAACAGAAGAGCUGGAGCAGAUGAGGACCAUAAAAGAAGAGGAAUAUAGAAUGGAUACAAGUGUGGAGGAGCUAAAGAUAUCUGAUGCAGAGGAAAAUGAGACAUUGGGAAAAUCAAAGGAGCAUAAUGAUGCAGAUCUUGAGGUGCUUAGACGAGAUCUUUGGGCAGACCUGGAGAAGGAUAGUUUUGGUCACUUCAGAAGAGGUGACCAUUCUGGGAUCCAGCCAUCAUAUGCAACAAUCCCUAGCUCAGGACCAGAUGGUCUGACACUGGAGUUGGUGAGGGACCUUCUGUGCAGCACAUUGCUGUCCCUGCAACAUUUCCCUCCGCUUUGGAUAUAUCCCCGGCUCUGUGGGUUGCUUGCCUUGGCCCAGGGAGACCUACUGACCACUGCCAUGCUUCACUCCCAGUCCUUGGGGAUCACAGCAAGGCAUCACAUGACUCGUCACCUUGCCACAAGACUGAAGAAGCUGAAAAAGGAUUGUUCCUCUGAUCUUGUUGAUAAGCUGGACUCCUUGAGUCUAGAUGAUGCCUGUGCACAAAUGCCACUGCAUCAGAAGCUAACAGAGUUGGAGAGGAUCUUCACCUUUCCCACCACUGACCCUUCAGCUUUCCCUCACCAACAUUGUGAAGACUUCACACAGCAGCUCAAGAUGAUCCCUUCAGGUGUGACAGUGUGCCUUCUUUCUGUGGUUGGUGUCCAGCCCAGGGAGAUUGGAGAUACUGUUCUGCUGACCCGUUUAGAAAGGGAUGCCUCUCCAGUCACUGUUUGCAUUCCCACUGCACAGCUUGAGUGUCCAGUGAGUGCUGUGAUCCAGGAAAUGGACAAUGUUCAGAAACAGCAGAAGGUGGUGAGCAGUGUGGCAGACAAAGCACAGUGGUGGGAGGGCCGGCGAUCACUGGAUACCCGCAUGGAGAGGUUGUUGGAUAAAAUGAAGAUGAUUUUGGGCUGCUGGCAGGGAUUGCUGUUACCUGUCACGUGUGAUCCAGAGCUCUCCAGUCAGGUUAAGAACCUUUCCCAGACUCUUUCAGAGUUUGGUGUCCACGCCACAAAAGAGCUGCUCAAGGUGGUGCUGUCUGCCUCCCCACUGCUCUCUCAACAAGAUCUACAUGCCCUGGCUAGUGGUUUGUGCCCAGAAAGAGCUGCAGAGCUGGUCUCCCUCCUGCAGGUGGCAGUCUCUGCACUGAGCAACAGAGCAGAGCCACAAGGCCACACUGUCCUCAUCCUGGACAAGUAUCUGCAAAAGCUUCCAUGGGAAAGUAUCUCCUGCCUGAGGUCCCACUCAGUCACCCGUAUGCCUUCCCUGCACUUCCUUAUUGGCCACUGUCUCUCUAAAAAGCUGGAUCCUACAUCAGUACUAAAUGUUGGAGUUGACCUGAAGAAGGUAUUCUAUGUGCUUAACCCUGAUGCCAAUCUGAAAGACACAGAGGAACGCUUCAAAGAGUGGUUUGCCAAAGAGCCUGCUUGGAAGGGUGUGUGUGGAACUGCUCCGAACCCAACUGAGCUUCAAGAAGCAGUGACCACUAAAGACCUCUAUAUCUACGUGGGUCAUGGAGCAGGGGCACGGUUCUUGGAUGGGCAGCGGAUCCUAAAAGAGGACUUGCAUGCAGCCUCGCUGCUGUUUGGUUGCAGCAGUGCUGCUUUGGCAGUCUAUGGAGAGCUAGAAGGUUCUGGAAUAAUCCUAAAUUACCUAAUGGCUGGCUGUCCACUGAUUCUUGGCAACCUUUGGGAUGUGACGGAUCGUGACAUUGAUCGCUUUACAAAGGCCCUGCUUCAGUCGUGGUUUUCAGCUGGUCCGGGGGCUGCUCUUCUCAACCAUAUGGCCUCCUCUCGCCAGGCCACACAUCUGAAAUACCUGAUCGGUGCAGCACCUGUAGUGUAUGGCCUGCCUGUGUCCUUGCAGAAAGAGGAAUGUUAAUUUAUUUCAGGUUUAUUUAUAUCAAUAUGUAAAUGACAUUUGUUUUUAUUUAAAUUUGCAUUCUUUUAUUUGAAAAACUGGUCACUUGUUUGGUUGCUGUGCCUUGCCAUUACAUUGUUUCCUUUAACUUUCCAAGUCAUAUUGGUUUUCUGUUGAUUUGU
Molecule: messenger RNA, 6808 nt
Organism: Scleropages formosus (Asian bonytongue)
Lineage: Eukaryota; Metazoa; Chordata; Actinopteri; Osteoglossiformes; Osteoglossidae
Gene: espl1
Product: extra spindle pole bodies like 1, separase
Exons: 32
Coding region: 60-6647 (2195 amino acids)
Biological process (GO): proteolysis; meiotic chromosome separation
Cellular component (GO): nucleus; centrosome; mitotic spindle
Molecular function (GO): protein binding; cysteine-type endopeptidase activity
Source: RefSeq, a predicted model, not a curated record